Panonychus citri (citrus red mite) is the source of this 3166-nucleotide messenger RNA. RefSeq names its product high affinity cationic amino acid transporter 1-like (gene slif). Gene Ontology annotation, biological process: amino acid transport; transmembrane transport. Gene Ontology annotation, cellular component: plasma membrane. The coding region runs from base 365 to 2230 and encodes 621 amino acids. NCBI's taxonomy places the organism in Eukaryota, Metazoa, Arthropoda, Arachnida, Trombidiformes, Tetranychidae. Gene Ontology annotation, molecular function: amino acid transmembrane transporter activity. The transcript is spliced from 9 exons. The record is from RefSeq and is a predicted model, not a curated record.
CAAAUGUAAUCAUCUAAUUGUGAUUGUUAAUUGUGGUUCUCCCUCGUUUAAUGGAUAGAUGACAAUUAUGAUUUGAGAUGAGGAUGGCUUGAUGGUGAUGAUUAUUUGAUUAGAAUGAUUAGUUUUCAUGUUAGAUAAAUUGAAUCACUUGUGAUAAUUAAAUCAAAGACAAUCAUCAGUUUGUCUUCAUCAUCCAAACACAACAGAAUUUAUUUUCAUCAUCAAAUAUUAUUUUAAUUGUGCUUUAUUUAUAUUGACUUAAGUAUACAAUUUACCCUUGCAACUAAUAACCAUCUCAUAUUUUUUACUGGUCAAUCUUUGAAAUUCGAAAGGAAACAAACUCUCAUUUUCCUGUUAACCAAAAAUGAAUUUAAGAUCUUUUGGCAAAGCUCUUGUUCGACGGAAAAAGAUUGAUGACAAUCAGGGACCAAGUACAUUGAACCGAUGUCUGGGUACAUUUGAUUUAACAGCUUUGGGUAUCGGAAGUACCUUGGGACUGGGAAUGUACGUAAUAGCUGGAAAGGUCGCUAGUACAGAAGCGGGUCCCGCUGUCGUAUUGUCAUUUUUCUUUGCCGCUUUAGCUUCAAUUUUUGCUGGAUUUUGUUACGCUGAAUUUGGUGCUAGAGUUCCGAGAGCAGGUUCAGCUUAUGUUUACAGUUAUGUCACCGUUGGGGAAUUCACUGCUUUCGUGAUUGGCUGGAAUCUAAUUCUCGAGUAUGUUAUUGGAACUGCUUCUGUUGCCCGAGGGUAUAGCGGUUACAUAGAUUCUCUUUUCAAUGGAAGCAUAGCAGCCCAUUUCGAGGAAUGGAUGCCGCUUGGAGUACCAAACAUGUCGGCAUAUCCUGAUUUUCUUGCCUUAGGAAUCACUUUACUGUUAACAGUCAUGUUGGCUAUCGGUGUAAAAGAAUCAACAAGAUUCAAUUCUGUGUUUACAUUCAUCAAUUUGAGUAUUGUUGUUUUCGUGAUUGUCUGUGGGUCAUUUAAAAGUGACUUUUCUAAUUGGAAACUACCCAAAUCAGAAGUUCCUCCUGGUGCAGGAAACGGUGGCUUUUUACCAUUUGGUUUCUCUGGAAUGAUGGCUGGAGCUGCGACGUGUUUUUAUAGUUUUAUUGGUUUCGAUAUAAUUGCCACCACUGGGGAGGAAGUGCGAAACCCUCAGAAAGCCAUACCGAUUAGUAUCGUUGUCUCACUUUUGAUCAUAUUUCUUGCCUAUUUUGGGGUUUCAAGUAUUCAAACUCUAAUGUGGCCCUAUUACGAUUUAAACAACGCUGCUCCGCUUCCUUAUGUGUUUGAUAAAGCGGGUUUACCUUUUGCGAAAUGGAUCAUCACUGUUGGUGCUUUAGCCGGACUUUCAACUAGUCUAAUGGGGGCCAUGUUUCCCUUACCUCGAGUUCUUUACGCUAUGGCCACCGAUGGUCUCAUCUUCCGUUUUCUUGCCAAUGUCAACGCUCGGACCAAAACACCGUUAAUUUCCACCUUUGUUUCAGGUAUUCUUUCAGGAAUCAUGGCAGCACUUUUUGAUGUUGAUGAACUUGCAGAUAUGAUGUCAAUCGGAACCCUUUUAGCUUACACCUUAGUUGCAGUAUCAAUACUCGUUCUCAGGUUUGAAGGUGAUACCAAAAGUUCAGCUUCGAAUGCUAUAACCAGUGGAUCACAAGAAUUUAUUUCUGAUGAAAAUCAACAAGAUUUUCCACCGAACUCAUUCACUCCCAGUCGAUCUCCCGACAUGACCAAUAUCGCUCCUCAUUUUUUGCGACGUUUAUUCAACUUGGAUAAUAUUCAAUCACCUACUAAGCGAACCUCAUCUACCAGCAAACAAUUAAUUUUAUCAAUAUGCACUGCAAUCGUAAUAUUGGACUUGUUAUUGAUAUUUCUCGAAACGAAUCUCAGUAAUUUGGAGAGAACUCCACUAAUUGUCGUUGGAAUUGCAUUUUUUUACCUAAUAUUUUUAAUCAUUGCCCUUGGUCGGCAACCACGAAGCUCAGCAACCAUAUCUUUUCAAGUUCCAUGGGUUCCUUUUAUUCCAAUAAUUUCAAUCUUCAUUAAUGUCUAUCUGAUGAUGAAACUAUCAGUAAUUACAUGGGUUCGAUUUGCAGUUUGGAUGGCAAUUGGCUUAUCAAUAUACUUUAUUUACGGCAUUUUUAAUAGCAACGAACGAUCUAAAAGUCAAAACUUCCAGCUUAAGCCAACGAACCAAAAAGCUAAAGAUCAAAAAUUGUCAAUCGGUUAAAUCGAUUGGUCAACAAACACAAACGCAUAAGAAAAGUCAAGACUCAAUCCAAUCGAUCCUCAAGUCGAUCCAUUCAAUUGUCACAAUUACAAUCAAUAAUUGUGAAACUCUUAAUCUCUAACACUUUAAACCUGAAGGUUUUACAACAAUUAAGUUGAUUAUAAUGAUCACCAGGUAUUCACAUGCAUAAUUUACAAACUGAUCACCAUUGGAUAGAGUAUGAGAAGGAGCUUCUUUUAUUAUCAUCAGGCCUUAUCUCUCUCACUUAUGUGUCUCUACCUCAUCAUUUUUACCCUUUCAAAUUAUGAUUUAAUCUUUGAUUACUAAUAAUUAGCAUCAACGUGAUGGUUUUAUUAUUACGUUUCGAGUGAUUUAAAUUACCUUAAUCUUGAGCCCAGAAAUCUCGUCCCCAAGAAUGCUCAUAAUUAACACUUAGCCUUUUUGUUGCAUUUUAAUGUUUUGUUUAUCUUUUUGUCAAUUAAUUUUCUUUUGUUUUUAAUUUGUUUAAUCCUUAAUUCUAGUCAAGUUUUUAAUCUCCCAAAAAAAUCAUUUACUUUAAUCUCUUGUCAAACUACUGAUUCGCAAUCAUCGAAUCAAUCAAUUUCAUCUCAACAAUUAACUAAUUAUUUAUUUAUAUAUAUAUUGUAACAACGUAACAACAAUUGUCAUUUACAUGUAAUAAUUACUUUUACCUUAAUCAAGUCUGUUAAUUACCCAAAAACUGCAAUUAACUUUUCUCUUUCCCUCUUUCAUAUUGUCAUAAUGUUCCCAUAUUAUGACCUUACAUUGAAUCAAUUUUUAAUUGUUCAAUUGUGAUUUAAUUCACCUUUUUUUGUAAGAAUUUAUAUAAUACAAUUAAUUACAUUAAUUAUAUUUAUUCACAAACAAUUAUAUUAAUACAAAGAAACGGAAUAAACUUGUAGUUGAAAAAAUCUA